Messenger RNA from Myzus persicae (green peach aphid), 2633 nucleotides. RefSeq lists its product as uncharacterized. The transcript is spliced from 4 exons. NCBI's taxonomy places the organism in Eukaryota, Metazoa, Arthropoda, Insecta, Hemiptera, Aphididae. Bases 1 to 2430 code for a protein of 809 amino acids. The record is from RefSeq and is a predicted model, not a curated record.
AUGGCCGCCGAGUGGCCGACCUUAGCCGUCGUUUUUGUGCUCGCGUGCCUCCUGUUGCCGACCGGCGGCGGCGGCGUCCGACCGCGGGACGACGACGGUCAGCAGCAGCCCUCGUGGUGCCAGAAAGAAGAAUGCAAGUGCGAGCAGGACGACGAAAACCGAUUGACCGUCAAAUGCACGUUUUCCGGCGAAAAGGACGUGAUAUGGGAACCAGUCAAGAACUUGAACAAAUCGCUGGUAGUGCUGGAGUUGAACGGUGAUGGCCGAUGUAAUCUGACAGUCAACAACAAGGUGCUCGCGUCAUUCGCCGGUCUUCGGUCGUUCAACGUGACCGGGUUCGACCGGGUAACGAUCCGGUCGCAAGGCGUGCUGGCCAAGUACGCUCGCACAAACUUCACGGUGAACAUCAGCCGUGCCCGUCAGCUGUAUCUGGACACGAAUGCGUUCCAUCCGUACGAUGGUACGGUGGACGUGCUAGUGGAGGACUGCGACGUGGUCCAGCUGGGCAGCGAAGUGGUGUUCAAGCUCAGGUCGUUCGUGUUCCGCAGGAUUCGCGUCCUGGACUUGUCUAAGAAUACGUUCAAGAACGCGGCCACAGGUUCAUCAAUCGAAAAGAUGAUAUUGGAAAACCUGAAUGCGGAAAAACUGCCGUCGUACGCGUUCUAUACGUCUAUCGAUAUGCUGUCGAUAACUAACUGUACGUUCGGUACGAUCGAGAGGAAAGCUUUUCCGAUCAAUGAUAUUGGCAACGCAACGCUGACCAACGUCACCGUGGACCGGUUGGAGAGCGAAGCGUUUCAAAAUUCGACUCUCAUCUCCAAUCUGCGGAUGAUCGGAUGCGUCAUCCGGGAAAUGCAGAGCGACGCUAUCAUGUCCGUCGUGCAGAGCAUAAGCAUCGAGCAGUCCAAGUUCGAAUCGGUGCAACCAUCGGCCGUCGCGGUGGCCACAAAGCUCAAACUGUACGGCAACACUUUCAAGCGGGUGGCCGGCCGCGGGUUCGUGCUGCACAACUUCCAAGUGAUGCUGGUGCACGGCAACACGUUCGAACAGAUCGAGCCCGAGGCGUUUUACGAGACGACCGCGUCCAGUCCGGAAACAAGAACGACCACGAAGACGACGUUGAGCGUCUGCGACAACAGUUUCCUGCAGACUCCGGCUGACGGCAAGUGGUCGCCUCCGGUCCGGCUGCAGAGGACCGCGUCCGAAACGAACAUCACCGGGAACACGUUCGUAGGGCCGUGCGGCUGCGGCCCUUGGCGCUUCGUCUCCGUGGCGAACAGCACCGUGGCCGACGACGACGACGGUGACGGUGACGACGAAGAUGACGGUGACGCCGAGUUCGCCGACCACAACUACUGCAGGGUAAACACGGUGGGAGCGGGGUGCGCCAACCUGACGGGCGCGGAGCUCGACCACUUGCGAAUCGCCGAGUUCACGGCGGCGGCCGGAUGCGACCGGGACGCCGGCACGGCGUUCAACUGGUGCGUCCGCGACCGGUUGACCACCGGCACCGGCCGUUUUCCACCGAUCGACUUUCUGUCACCGACCGCGGAACGGGGAGUCAUCACCACAGUGGUGCUGUUGGUGCUGUGCGGUUUCGGUGCGGUGUGCGCCGUGAGCGCCGUCACCUGGCUCAACGCCCGCGGCUACUUCAUUAAGCUCCGGUCACUGCUCACCCCGAAUAGCGGCGGGGGCGGUGGCGGCGCCGGAACUGCGUGCAGGACAAUCUCGGCGCACUCGCUGUCCCGGAUGUCAGUGCACGAGUACGCGGAACUGCAACGGCUCAAGUUGGGCGGCGUCGGUGUCGGCUGUGGCAGCGACGUUGGUGCAGUGCGCAUGAUCGUAUACCAAGACAAGGGCACGCAGACGGUACCGGAAGAGCUGACGCACGAGAUGUUGCAAAACCUACGCGACAAGCUGGACGACCCAGACGACUAUGCCGAGGCGCGUGGCAUAAUCGAACACCUGUACGACCUGAUCCGGGUGGAAGAGACUUGCUGCGGAGACACCGGCUGGUACCCGGUCGGCGGAGGGGGGCUGGACGACAUGAUGUCCACCGUCAUGACCAAGGCGGUGACCGCGGGCGACGGACUGCCACGGGACGUCAAGUCGGUUGGCACGGGCGCGCCGUCGCUGGACAGACUCCGGACGCCCAGGCUCAAGGUGGCCGGGGCAGGAGCGUCAGCGGGAUACCACGGUCGCCGGCCGCAGCCACCGCCGUCUCCGUCGCCGUCAGUCAACAGCGAUUACGUGGACCCGGUCGACUUGUUGUACGGUGGUGCAGCAAAUGUGCGCGACGACGAAUCGUACACCGACAUCUACUGCGAGCUGACCGACCUGCGGUCGACCGCUGAAGACCGUCCUCCACCGCAACCGCCUCAACCGCCGCAACAACCGCCGCCAGUACCCGAGAAACCUACUCCCGUUUGAAAGUCCACUGCUGCCAAUCACAUCCUCGUCGGCCUUCAACUACAACCCUACUAUUCCUAUCGAUCGAUUUCGCCGGCGUUCCUCGUUUUUGUUUGGGCAAUUUAAGUACGACGAACAUUAUUUUAUACUAUCGAUUGUGUAUGUUUUAUUUUUCUUAUAUUUCAAACCGAACCAACUUAGCACAGUCGCCGUUAUCCACCUGG